ACAUUAGGCCAUUCCGUAAUUUUAUUUAAGGAAAUAAUGAAGCAUAUUAGUAAUGUAUUUAUUGUGGUUUAAUAAAAAAACUUGUUAUAUAUUUAAAUGGACCAACCUAUUUAUCUAAGGAUUCUAAGAAUCAUUUUAGUGAUGACAUGUGGCUACAAAAAAAUGUUGCAAUGCUUCUCAAAUAAUAUAUAGCAGAUAUUUUCAUAUUUACAUUUUGGUUAUUAAAACGUGUAAUGUCAUAUUAAAACCAGGGUAAAUAUGUCUUAUCAUAUACAAGAAAGUAGAAUGUUCAAAAAAAGAAAAAAAGAGUAUAUUUUUCAAAUUUUAAAUGAUAAACGGUGUAUUUUACUAAUUAUCCCUAUUAAUUUUCGAUUUUUGCAUUUAAGCUAAUAUCGAAAAUGGAAAAAAGAAAACUUAUAAUUGAAAAUUCAACAGUUUAAUCAAUGAGCUUAAGCUGUUCUUGACAGAAUGUUUCACUGAGUUCGAGUUUCAGCUAUCUCUGUCGCCGAUAUCUCUCACAUUGGAGACAUCAUCAGUUUAGGCUAAGUUGAUCAGUUAAUUCUAAAUUUUAUUUUAGAGAAAAUGUGAGAUGAAAACUCGGAAAUGCUAAGAAUAGAAAGAAACGAGUCUAAAUUUGAAGGCUUUCAAUGGUUUGAGGAGAUGAGCGGUUUCUUCUUUGAAUUACAUAAUUAGUUAAAAGAGGAAACGACAAGAAAAGAUGAAAUGUAGAAGAAAAAGGCAUUGCAGAUUUCUUCAUGCUGCUUUUGAUCGAAUGAUUUUAGGUUUUACAUUUUGUCUUUUUCAGCAUAUAGUUCAUGAUCUUCUCUUGUGUAUGUGUACAUCCAUAUGAUUUGUUGUUUGGACAAGAAAACAUAUGCUUUCUUAGGUAUUGUUCAAGGUUAUAUAUAGGUCUCUAGAAAAAAAAAAGCAAAAAUGAGCAAGGAACAAAGCUGUGUUCUAAAAGCUUGGGAGGUGACGAUGAGAAAGACCCAACAAGCCAAGAAACGUGCAAACAGUAUUUUUGGGACGGUACCGGUAGCUCUACAGACAGAUGAUGAUGCUACUACAACAACCGAGGAGAAUGAUGAUCAUGAGAGCAGCACUAACACAAGCAGCGUAGGUGAACUGUACCAAGAAGAGAGAGUGCUUCCCAAUGGAGACUAUUACACAGGUCAAUGGUACGAUAGUUUUCCCCACGGGCACGGUAAGUAUCUAUGGACAGAUGGUUGCAUGUACAUUGGUGAGUGGUACAACGGGAAGACUAUGGGGAAAGGCAAGUUCGGUUGGCCUUCUGGUGCCAUGUAUGAAGGCGAGUUCAAAAGCGGGUACAUGGAUGGGACUGGCACUUACACAGGUCCUAGUGGAGAUACUUAUAAAGGCCAGUGGGUGAUGAACUUAAAACAUGGACAUGGGAUCAAGAGUUUUGCAAACGGAGAUGUGUAUGACGGUGAAUGGAGGAGAGGGUUGCAAGAAGCUCAAGGGAAGUAUCGUUGGAGAGAUGGGAGUUAUUACAUUGGUGAAUGGAAGAACGGUACUAUUAGUGGCAAAGGUACUUUUGUUUGGUCGAGGGAUGGUAAUAGAUACGAUGGAUUUUGGGAUGAUGGUUUCCCUAGUGGUAAUGGGACAUUCAAAUGGGACGAUGGGAGCUUCUACGUUGGUCAUUGGUCUAAAGAUCCUGAAGAAAUGAACGGUACUUACUAUCCAUCAGGGAAAGAAGGGGCUCUUGAUUGGGAUCCUAAAGACGUGUUUGAUAAUCUGAGUGAGUACAAGAUUUGUAGUGGAGAGAGGGUUCCUGUGUUGCCUUCACAGAAGAAGCUCUCUGUUUGGAACUCUUCCAAGCGUGUUGAGAAGCCAAGGAGGAUAUCUGUUGAUGGGAGGGUAAGCGUUGGUUUGGAUAGAGCGUUUGAGAAGAUGAAUAUGUGGGGAAGUGAGAGUGGUGAAGGCGCUGCUGACAUUGAUUCAACCACAAGGAGAGAUUUGGAUGCUGAGAUAAUGAGACUUGAGGCUGAAGGAUUGAUUCAGAGCUUGAGACCUAGUCCUGUGCCUAUGAGAUUGCCCAAGGCAGGGAAGAAGCAAGGCGAGACAAUAUCGAAAGGUCAUAGGAAUUACGAGCUUAUGCUUAAUCUACAGCUUGGAAUCAGACAUGCUGUUGGAAAACAAGCUCAGGUUGUGUCUCUUGAUCUUAAGCAUUCAGCUUUUGAUCCAAAGGAAAAGCUGUGGACAAGAUUUCCACCAGAAGGAACCAAAUACACACCUCCUCAUCAAUCUAGUGAAUUCAAAUGGAAAGACUAUUGCCCAUUAGUUUUUAGGAGCUUGAGGAAGCUAUUCAAGGUAGAUCCAGCUGAUUACAUGUUAUCAAUCUGCGGUAAUGAUGCCCUUAGGGAGCUAUCAUCCCCUGGUAAAAGUGGAAGCUUUUUCUACUUGACAAACGAUGAUCGUUACAUGAUAAAGACAAUGAAGAAGUCUGAGACUAAAGUGCUUCUGAGAAUGCUUGCUGCUUAUUACAACCAUGUUAGAGCAUUUGAGAACACUUUGGUGAUUAGAUUCUACGGUCUCCAUUGUGUGAAGUUGACUGGAACAAUCCAAAAGAAGGUACGGUUUGUCAUUAUGGGGAAUCUAUUUUGUUCAGAGUACUCUAUCCACAGACGCUUUGAUCUUAAAGGAUCUUCGCUUGGCCGUACAACCGAUAAGCCUGAAUCAGAAAUCAACUCAAACACAAUCUUGAAAGAUCUUGAUUUGAAUUUCAUUUUCAGGCUACAGAAAGCUUGGUUUCAAGAAUUCAUUAGACAAGUCGACAAAGACUGUGAGUUUCUAGAACAGGAGAGGAUCAUGGACUACAGUCUUCUGGUUGGGAUUCAUUUCAGAGAAGCAUCAGUCGCUGGAGAGUUGAUACCUUCUGGAGCACGCACGCCUAUUGGUGAGUUUGAAGAUGAAACAGCCCCUCGUCUCUCAAGAGUAGACGUAGAUCAGCUUCUAUCCGAUCCCACAAGGUGGGCUAGUAUCAGACUUGGUGGAAACAUGCCGGCUCGAGCAGAGAGGACAAUGAGAAGGAGCGACUGUGAGUUCCAGCUAGUUGGGGAACCAACAGGAGAGUACUAUGAAGUUGUAAUGAUCUUUGGAAUCAUAGACAUUCUUCAAGACUACGACAUUAGCAAGAAACUUGAACAUGCUUACAAGAGUAUCCAGUACGAUCCUACUUCAAUCUCAGCCGUUGAUCCGAGGCUGUACUCGAGACGCUUCCGUGAUUUUAUCUUCAAGGUCUUCACUGCGGACGAUUGAAACAAGUCUUCUCUGUUUCUGGCCUUUUAGGUUUCUUGUGCGCCAAGAAAUGAAGGCUUAGGUUUUAUAUACUCACAUUCGGCAAUGGUUAUGCAGCCACUACUUUAUUUUAUUUCAUAAACUGUAUUAAUUCUACAAUAAACUAAGGGGAAAAUCGCAUUUUAAACCCUGAGAGUGUCACGUUCUCACACUUUAAACACUGAAGGUUUUUGACUAACACUUUAAACCUUGAAAGUGACAUUUUUAUCAUAACAAACCCCCCAAAUCAAUUAGGUAACCUGUACUAUGCAUUUUGUGAUGAUGUGACAGUUUUUUUUCUUAAAAAAAAUAAAAUAUAUAGAAAAAUUGAAAAAAAUUGAAAAAGUCGAAAAAAUCAAAAAAAUCGAAAAAAAUCGAAAAAAUCUAAAAUUUCAAAAAAUAUAAAAAAUAACAUUUCAAAAUUAAAAAAAAAAAUUUUAAAAAUUAAUUCAGUUAUAAACCAAUAAGUAUAUAUAAUAUAAUAACUUGAAUGCUGAUUCUAGAUUCUGGUUUUUGGUUUUUGAUUGUUUUUUAAUUUUUUGAUUUAUUAAUACUUAACUUGUUAAAUUUUCAAAAUUAAUCCUAUUAUUGGUAUUAUUUAUUAAAUGAUAUUUAUUUUAGUAAUUUUAAUUUUGUUUAAAAAGAAAUUAACUUAUAAGUGAAGUUCUUAAAAAUAGUAAAUAACUUUGAAAUUAAAUAAAUAACUAAUCAAACUCUAGAGAAACUAAAAUAUAUGUUACUUAUCUAAGAAGCUCCACUCAUACCAAAAACUAACAUAUACAAAUCUAAAGACAUUCCUCUCUAUCUCUUAAUUAUAUUUCAAACUAACUUACAGUAUUUUAUUUAAGGUCAAAAACAUUUUAAGUGGUCUAUGAGAUAUUUUCUUGUUUCACAAAAAUUUAAUAAGUUAAGUAUUAAUAAAUCAAAUUUUUUUAAAAAAAAAUCUAAAACCAAAAAAACAGAAUCUAGUAUCACUAUUCAAGUUAUUAUAUUAUAUAUAUUUAUUGGUUUAUAACUGGAUUAUUUUUUUAAAAAUAUUUUAUUUUAUUUUUAAUUUUGAAAUGUUAUUUUUAUAUUUUCUGAAUUUUUCAAAAAAAAUCAAAUUUUUGAAUUUUCUAUGUAUUUUAUUUUUUUUAAAGAAAAAAAAAGAAAGAAACCAACACGUCAUCGUAAAAUGAGCAAUACAUGUCACCUCGUUGACUUGGUAAACAAGUAAAUCUCAUUGGAGAUUUGUUAUGAUAAAAAUGUCACUUUCAAGGUUUAAUGUGCUAGUAAAAAAUGUUCAGUGUUUAAAGUGCGAGAAUGUGACACUCUCAGGGUUUAAAAUGUGAUUUUCCCUAAGGAAAAGUGUUUCAAACAAAGUAAAAAAUAAUAAGUACGUGACAAAAGUUGACGUCUUUAGCAGUGGAUAAUUUUUAUGAGAAAUUCGACCUAAAAAAUGAUUUUAUCACAAAUAUAGACCUUGAAAAUAAAAAUGAUCAAAAUAGACUUAAAUAUUUUAUCAAAAGAAAUAAAUAUACAUUUUUUUAUCCCUAGGGUUAAUUAAUCUAAACAUUAUGGUUUAUAGUUAAGGAGUGAAGUUUAAGGUUUAAGUUUAGGAUUUAGGAUUUAUGGUUUAGAGUUUAGGGUUUCAGGUUUACAGUUGAGGAGUGGGGUUUUGGGAUAUGAUUUCAAAUUUUAAAAAAUAAAUAAAAUUUAAAAUUUUCAAAAUAAAAAAUACUAUUUUAGUCAUUUUAGUUUUUGAGAUCUAUUUUUGUGAUACAAACUUAAAAAUAUUUAUACGAGAGAAUUGACUUUUUUUUUAUUUCACUUCUAUUUUUUGUUAGGAUAAAUACACUAUGAACUAAUCUUCUUUUUUUUUGACAUCCACUAUGAACUAAUCACAUAAACGAGUUCUCACAUAUCUCGUACAGCAUCUUUUCACGUAACGCUUCGAAAUUCAUUUUGUAAUAACUAUCCGUGUUUUCCAUUUGAAGAUGAAAAGUGUAGAAAAGCCUUUCCUCUUGCGACCUUGAAAAUGAAACAUCCACAAGAACAAACCCCAUCUUCUUCUAGUCCAGUUAAUACAUUGGAUAUUGAGAAGUUAUGAAUCAAUUGGACGAUGAAAUUUGGACCAUCACUUCGUUGUCUCCAAGCCUAGUAACGGGAACAGUGGAUAUAUAACUUGACACUGCCUUUGGUUGUGGCUUAACGUAAUGUUCAAUGCCUCUUUGAUCCGAUACACGAAUUAAUCAAGAGUUCUUCCUUAUUCUGUAAUAACUUCUUCGCUUGCUCAUGCACCUCUGGUAUGUACUUUAAGCUCCGUGAAUUGGUUUCAGAAAUACUUAGCUUCCUCUGCAAGAAAGUAAAGGAAAAAGGAUCUCAGCAUUUUUGUUCUAGAUGGUAUAGAUGCAAACACAAACGUAUUUAUUCUGUUAAAUUUAUGGAGUUCCAACUUAAAAUUAAUUGACGUGUAACUUAUUGAUAUAUUAGAUAUCCUUUUGUAUAUUACUGUAGGUCUUAUCUCACUGCAAGAUUCCGAGCACAUUCUUUUAAAACGUCCAAAAUAUAAGGGACGCCAGAAUAGUUACUUACCGAUUGAUCUAAGGUUGGAAGACUUGAGCGGAGAGAUGAAAAUAAAGAGUUGAUCUUCUUGCGACGGUCACGCUCACUAGCAUUGCGAUUACGCUUCUUGAUAACAAAUACAUAUAUUAUAAAGCUGCGUUAAAAUAUGUUAUAAAAUUUUUUUUAUCUUUUAUAGACUCUAUUGGCCGGUUGGCUCCAGGAAAAACGUAUUUAGUGUUUAGAGUGAAUUAGUCCGAAAUCAUACCAACGUGUAUGACCCAAAUUUAAACCAAUUGUCUGUCACGGUCUACAUGUUCACCAUCUGUGACGAAACCCAAGUCCAAGUUAAUUAAACAGUGAUAAUUUAGUUUUCAGCAGAAAUGAAAUUUAAAACCGAUAUGGAUACACACCGAGUUCAAAAAGAUUACAAUCAAACUACCACUGCUUAAUUUUGUUUUGGUCAACUACCACUGCUUGGUUAAAACCUCUGUUCAUUAAAAUUAUAUAAAAUUAUACAUGUAUUACAUAUAAUACAUGUAUCAAAACUAUAAGAAGAUUAUUUAUUUGUGUAUUGAAAGAUGAGUCAGCUUAAAGAAAUUGUUGGCGUUUCGUUGAAAUCAGGUGGAAGAUGCUUUGGGCAUUCUCCUCGUCCCAAUCAUUUUCGAUGGUAAGCCUAUACAUGAGCAUCCACAUGACAUGAUGUAAGCCUAUACAUAAGCAUUUUUGGAAUUUAGUGUCUUUCUUAAAUACAUGCAGCCUCAUUAUUUAGCACAAUAAAGCCAUUACAAUAUUUAGGUCAACACGAUGCCCAUCUAUGUCUACACUAAAAUAUGUUCUGAUUUAGUUAUUCUUCCAAGAACUGGUAAAAAAUAUUCCCAAACUCUAAAUGUGAGCCAAUGAGGUUAGAUUCUUAUGACCCACAUUUCCAAACUAAUAUAAUAUUUUGAAAGGUACACCGUACACCCACCAACCUGUAAAUUAUUCUAUUUGAUGUCAUAAGUAUGUUUUAAACCAAGCCAAAGAAACCAAAAUUAUCUAAAGCUUUUUAUUUUUUACUUCACCUAGAUAAACCAAAUUCAAAGAUUUAUUUAUUUAUUUAUUUUUUACUUCACCUAGAUAAACCAAGCCAUAACCAAAUUAAUAAUAAGUGUUAUACAACUUAUCAUACCAUAAAAAUAAAUAUUUGGUUCUAUAAAUAGGGUAUGUAGCUUCUUGAUACGAGCCAGCAGACCCAACCCUGAUAAGAAGCAUGGGCGAAGCCAGCAUCAUUUUUUAGCGGGUGCACAAACUACAAAAAAAUUGGAAGUUCAAAAAGGGAAUCAAACCUGAGAUAUUAAGGUGGUGCACUUAUGCAUUAAGCCAUCACAACUAACAGAGUUCUGUGACUAUUUACAUACUAAAUCAGUGUUACUAAAAAUAUUAUGGGUACAUGUGCUACCAUAGGGGCUUUACUUGCUUCGCCCCUGGAAGCAUGGGCUUUCAACCCUAAAAAAGUAUAUACUAUUUUUGACCGAUUAUGUUAAAUUGUUUCUUUAGUCUAGUGGUUAUUAGUGAAGUUGGAACCCAACACCAUAAGUUCAAACCAUGGGUGGAUCAUAACCAGCCUUAUUUUUUGAAAUAGCUUCUAAUCACAAGGACCGCUACUGCGAACCCGAGGCUAUGUUCCUCGUAUGAACCAGGUUCAGUUACCAUUGGAGAUAUUGUAUGAGAAUCCAAACACGAAUAUUAAACGUAUCAAAACUAUAAGAAGAUUAUUAUUUACAUAUUGAAUGAUGGCUCAGCUUAAAGAAACUGUUGGCGGCUCGUGGAAAUCAGGUGGAAGAUGCUUUGGGCGUUUUCCUCGUCCCAUUCAUUUUCGAUUGUGUAAGCCUAUACAUGAGCAUCUACAUGAUGUAAGCCUAUACAUAAGCAUUUUUGGAAUUUAGUGUCUUUCGUAUCUAAAUGCAGCCUCAUUAUUUAACACAAUAAAGCCAUUAUAAUAUUUUAAGCCAUCUUGAUGCCAUCUAUGUCUACACACUGAUUCAGUUAUUCUUCUAAAUAACUGGUCAAAAUAUUCUCAAAUUGUAAACGUAAACCAAUAAGGUUUCAUCAGAGCCGGCCAUAAGAUUUUGGAGCCGCUGAUGAUUUAAUAAAUAUAUCAACUACUUUUUAACAAAUUUGGAGGCUUACAUCUAUGUAAUUUUUUUAAUAAAAAUUUGGAGGCCCUCUCUAAACCUUUUUUUUCAUUUCUUUGGAGUGAAUUCAACUCCAUAAUAGAGUUAAUUACUUUAUUUUAGAGUAAAAAAUGGAAAAACUUAUUGUGUACCAUUGGAGAUGCCAUUUUUGGAUAUGUUUCCUCUGUCAAAUGCAUAGGCUAAUUCGUGUCUCAGGCUGCAGUUUGAUUUUUUUACCUAGCCAAUUUCAGUAGAGCACUAAAACACCAAAUUUGGUGUAAUUUUAUUUUCAAUAAAAAAUCAAAAAUUACACCAUCCCACUAAAUUUGGUAUAGUUCAAUAAUUAUUAUUAAUUAGUCCAAAUUUGUAACAUAUAUUGUAUUAUUUUUAUUUUUAAUUAUUUUUAUAUAACUAAAUAUUUUUUAUUUUAUUUUCAAGUAAAAAAUCACUAAAUGAUUAUUAUCAUUUACUUCGUAUUGUUAAAAGUAACAUAGAACAUUAUAUUUUAUUUUAAUAAUAGAAAUUUAAUUAGUAUUUUAUAAAAUAUAGAAAUUAAUAAUAUAAGCUGGAUAAGAUUAAAAUAGAUAUUAAAUUUGAAAUAAACACUCAAAACAUAAAAUAAAUAUAUUAUUUUCCUAUGUGCUUUUCAUAAUUAAUAUUUUGUAAUUUUUAAUAUAAUUUUAUAUUAAAUAAAUAAAAGUAUAAUACUAUAAACCAAAAAAUAUAAUUGUAAAUAAAUUUUAUAAACAUAAAAUUACAAAAAAAAACUUUAAAACAUAACAUCUGGGUAUGAAAAAAUAAUUAUCUAUCAGUUACAAAUAAUAAAAAUAUUAAAAUUGAAAACAACAAAUAAUCAUCCUCCGAGUAGUUCUCCAAGCCUAAUAGGAACAUUACUUUGAUGUAAUAUUUGGUGUUAUGGUUAGAGAUGACACUAAAAUAUCAAAUAUAGUGAAAUUUCAACGUUAAAUUUGGUGUUAUGGUUGGAGAUGCUCUGAUAGAUCAGUUAAGAAAAAUUCGGUAAACUAUCGGAUUACUCGAAUGAGACCAAAAGUAUUAUUUUUAAAAGCGAUAAUAAUAUAGUAAAAUACUUAUAUAUGUUUACAGAAAAACAGUGAUUUCCUUUUUCAAAAACAUUAUACGAGAAUGCUAUUAUUCUGAUUCAUUUUUACGUGAAUUUGAUUACCAAAAAAAAAUUUUUUUAUGUGAAUUUUGGAAGCUGCCCAGUAUAUUCUCUCAUAGUAUAUACUUGUAUAGUAUUCCAAGGUCAAUGGACUACCAUGGCUUCUCAUUUAUUUUAGCGAUGCCAGGACCGCUUAUUAAUUAAUUAGUGUAACGUGCUCACUUGCACAAUUAGAACUCGCUUUUAAAUACAUGUAUAAAAUCAUCAUAAAAGCAUCAACAUAAUUAAUAAUAUAUUAUAUUGUUUGUCAGACAACUUAUUUAUUAAUAAGCAGGAUACUUUCAAUAACAAAAGGUCCAUCUAAAACGUCGGCCAAAACAUAUUUAUAUUAGUAUGUGUAACCGGUAAUGUUGAAUCGAAGUGUAAAAAAAAAAUAUUGCUGUAAGAGCAUCUUCUAAUAUACUGAGAAUUUCUGGUAAAAAAAUAAUUUAAUUACAUAUUUAUGUUUUUAAUAAAAAAUACUUGAAUUAUAGGUUAAUGGCAAGUAAACAUAAGAAUUCUAAUAAGUAUCUAAGAAAUUCUAAAACACAAACUGUUCAUUAAGAUAAAAUAUUUACAAAUUUUUAAAAUUCAGCAUUCCGUGUUUUUAUAAAUAAUUUGAAUACUAUCUUAUUUUCUAAUCAAUAAUUUAACAUUCGUUCACUUUUUACAUUUUACCGUCAUUUUAUUUAAUAAAAUUAUAUAUUUUGUUUUAUUAUUUUAUAACUAUUUAAUUUUAAAAGCUACCAAAAUAACUAAUACCUGUUUGAAUAUUAAAGAAUAUUAUUUGAAUUUAUUCACUAAAAAUAUAUUUAAGUGCUAAAUUUUAUUCAAAAUAAUAAAAUAUUAUCAUAAUAAUAUAUUUUAUCCAGAUGAAAUAAAUUUAAUUUUUAUUUAUAUAAAAAAAUUAUAGAUUAAUACUUAAUUAAUUUAUUAUAAAAUUAAUUUAAACUAAUUUAAAAUACAUGAAUAUAAUUAGUGUUCUUUAAACGCCAGUGCAAUGUGUACAAUUAAUAAAGAUGGGACAUUUUCCACCCAUAGAUUUUAUAUCAUCUAUAUUAAAUUUUGGAGAGAUUGGUUGAAUUUGUCCUUUUUAAAAUUUCAAACAUAUGGUUAAAUAUUUAGGCUUUUCAAUUUUUGAAAUUUUUUCUUAUAAUAAAAAUUUCUAGAUCCGCUGUUGCUUGUGACUAUCGUGGUUUCUAGCUCAUUUUUUUUAUCUAAUAUGUUAAUUUGUUUAUAUCAAAUAAUCUACAUCAUCUAAUUUGACUCUUCAACGUAUUUAUAGUUAUUAUUCAGCGGUAAAAAAAUGUAUUCUAACCUUUCCAUUGUUAAUACUAAAUAGUAUAGUAUUAUACAAAUAUUUGGAUCUCAAGACGAAGCUUGGCAUAUGGCAGAGUAUGUGGGAGAACUAUGUUCAGUCACCAAGUAAACUAGUCAGAGUUAAAUAUGAAUAUUGCAUGAACUAAAAAACUUAAGAAAAAUACACUCAUUAAGAUAAAGAAUUAUAUUCUGUUCAUUUCAAAAUAAUGUAUAUUUAAAGUUUAAAUAUAUAUUAAAAAUAUGUUAGGUCUUAAUUAUAAAUAUAUAUUUUUAUGAGUAACUGUUUUUUAUAAAUUUUAUCCAACCGAAAUUCAAUAAACAUAAUUAAUUUGUUCAAAAUUUACAGAUAUAAUUAUUACCUAUAUAUCGAAAAAACUGGCUCGUGAAAAUCAUGUGGAAGAAGCUUCGGGUAAACAUUUUAAUGUUGUAACUUGUAAGCAUACACAUAAGCAAUUUCCUUUUUUAUGUGGUAAACAUCAAAUUAAACACUUUUAAAAAAUUUAAAUCCAUAAUCAUAAUCAACCAAAGGUGGUGAUCUAAUGGUAGAUAGAUUCUAGGGAGUUAAGUAACCCAAAUUCAAAGACAUCCCACUAUGUUUUACUUUUUUUUUUUUUUGGUAAAAUGUUAAAUUAUUAUACCAAUUUUCGGUUUUGAGACAGAAAUUACACAGUGAACAAGUAGCGGAAUGCGGAAAA
Molecule: messenger RNA, 11168 nt
Organism: Brassica rapa (field mustard)
Lineage: Eukaryota; Viridiplantae; Streptophyta; Magnoliopsida; Brassicales; Brassicaceae
Product: phosphatidylinositol 4-phosphate 5-kinase 4
Biological process (GO): phosphatidylinositol phosphate biosynthetic process
Cellular component (GO): plasma membrane
Molecular function (GO): 1-phosphatidylinositol-4-phosphate 5-kinase activity; ATP binding
Source: RefSeq, a predicted model, not a curated record